Molecule: messenger RNA, 155 nt
Organism: Amoebophrya sp. A25
Lineage: Eukaryota; Dinophyceae; Syndiniales; Amoebophryaceae
Source: the annotation of a GenBank genome assembly
GAAGUCCCAGGCAGAACAUUCCGAUCGUUCUUUAACAGACGCCGCAGUUGAAGAGGAGAUCAUGCCUAUGCCCGAGCCGAUGUCAGAACCGCUUCGGGCGCUUGCGAAAGUCGAAACCAUUGACGUGCUUCUUUACGCGCCGACGGAUCCCAUAA